Molecule: messenger RNA, 2523 nt
Organism: Neurospora tetraspora
Lineage: Eukaryota; Fungi; Ascomycota; Sordariomycetes; Sordariales; Sordariaceae
Product: fungal tRNA ligase phosphodiesterase domain-containing protein
Exons: 1
Coding region: 1-2523 (840 amino acids)
Biological process (GO): tRNA splicing, via endonucleolytic cleavage and ligation
Cellular component (GO): nucleus
Molecular function (GO): phosphoric diester hydrolase activity; ATP binding; GTP-dependent polyribonucleotide 5'-hydroxyl-kinase activity
Source: RefSeq, a predicted model, not a curated record
AUGGACGAACCACUCACCGAUCUCCGAGGCCCAUUGGCCGCCAAAUACACUGCUUCCACUGAGUACAGCAAAAUUGCAGACAACUUCAAGGUCCCUUAUGUCAGCCAGGAUGUUCAAGAGGUCGCGACCAUGGUCAACGGGCUAGAGAAUGGCGCCAAGAAAAAGACCAGCCUCAAAGUGAAAAAGACGACUUACGAAGUCGCCAAGUCGCGCGACCACAUCCGUGUCGACUCGUGGCGGUUCCAUGACUGGGACUACAAGAAACAUGACCUACCGACAUAUGCUCGUGGUCUCUUCACCACCAGAGACAAGAACGGAGCACCAGAGAUCACCACCCGUGGCUACGACAAGUUCUUCAACGUCGACGAGGUCACGGAGACCAAGUGGGAAAACAUCAGGACCAGGACGCAGGGUCCUUACGAACUCACGCUGAAGGAGAACGGCUGCAUCAUCUUCGUCAGUGGUCUUGCCGACGACACACUGCUCGUCUGCAGCAAGCACUCGACUGGCGACCGUAGUGAUGUCGAAACCAGCCAUGCCAGCGCUGGCGAGCGCAGGUUGGAGGAGCAGUUGGCACGCAUUGGCAAGACAAAAGCCGAUCUCGCACGGGAGUUGAGGAGACGGAAUGUCACGGCCGUGGCAGAGCUCUGCGACGACAGCUUCGAAGAGCACAUUCUGGCAUACGGGCCCGACAAGGCAGGCCUGUAUCUGCAUGGCAUGAACCUCAACCUCCCCGAGUUCAUGACUUACCCCUCGCCUGUCGUUCAAAAAUUCGCUGAGGACUGGGGCUUCAUCAAGACUGGCCUGAUCGUCAUUGAUACCAUCGACGAGGUCAAGGCAUUCCUUGAGGAGGUAGCUGAAAGUGGCGCCCACGAUGGCCGCGAUGUGGAGGGUUUUGUCAUCCGUUGCAAGAUGUCUUAUAACCCUGGGCAGCAGCCCUUCCAGGAUUGGUUCUUCAAGUACAAGUUCGAAGAGCCAUAUCUGAUGUAUCGACAGUGGCGUGAGUGCACCAAGGCGAUCAUCGCAGGAAAGCCGCCCAAGUUCAAGAAGCACGUCAAGAUUACCGAGGAGUAUCUUCUCUACGCUCGUCAGCGUCUAGCGGGUGAUCGGGAGCUGGCCAAGCGAUACAACCAGAACCACGGAAUUAUCGCUCUCCGAAACGAUUUCCUCACUUUCAAGAACAUCAAGGGUUCCGAUGCUGCCAACUUUGAGACUUUGCAUGGGGGAGGAGCUGCCGCUGACGUUGAAGGCGAUAUCAUCCUGGUCCCUAUUGCCACCAUCGGCUGCGGAAAGACAACAGUUGGUCUUGCUCUCACUCAUUUGUUUGGCUGGGGUCACGUUCAAAACGACAACAUCACGGGUAAAGCCCGGCCGCCUCGCUUUACCAAGGCUCUUCUCGACAUUCUGGACGAAGGUGUCCCCGCAGUCUUUGCCGACCGCAACAAUGCGCAGAAGCAUGAGCGUAAACAGCUCAUCACCGACGUCAAGAUCCAGCACGCCCGCGCGCGGCUUGUUGCGCUCCACUUCGUUCACAAUGAUCUCGACAAAGUCCGCGAGGUUUGCCGGGAUCGUGUCUUUGCACGAGGCGAUAACCAUCAGACCAUCCAAGCCGCCUCGGAUAUGAACAAGGUUCGCGGCAUCAUGGAGGGAUUUAUCAACCGCUUCGAGCCUUGCGACCCAGAACAGAAGCCCGACUCGGAAUUUGACGACAUCAUCGACCUCGAUCCCGCCGUAGGAAGCAGACAGAACCUGGAAAUUGUCAUCAAGGAGCUUCAUCGCAUGUACCCCAAGUUCAUGCCAAACAUCCCCUCUGCAGCAGAAAUGGACGAAGCCAUCCAAGUUGCCCUCGAAGGCUAUAAGCCUGAUUUGCGCCACGUGAUCCCCGACCGUGGUAACAAGAACAAGAAGGAGCCCAAGCAGAAUGGCCAGCAGCAACAGCAGAAGCAGAAAAAGAAGCCUCUGGAGUACAUGUCCGUCGACAUGACGACCAAGGAUGUGCUCAGCACUCUCGAGAAGGCAUUCGCUGCUGCCGGCCCGGAGCAGUCUCGCUUUUUCAAGCAGCUCCACGGCACACGCCGCGUACAGCCCAAGUUUCAUGUCACUCUGAUGCACAAAGCUGGUGCCAAGGAGAACCCGCAGCUCUGGGACAGAUAUCUGCGCAUCAACGAGCUUGAAGGACCUAACUCUCCGGACGGAAAGCUCGGCGAGAUCGACGUCCAGCUUGAGCGUGUGGUUUAUGAUGAUCGUAUCAUGGCCAUCGUGGUUCGCCUGAUUCCCAGGCCCGGGGACGAGAACGUCAACCCCGAUGGCAGCGAGCCCGCAGAGCCGAAGUGGAAGUGCACAAACCGUGUUGCGCAUAUCACUGUUGGAACGAGAGAUGAUAAUGUCAAGCCCAAGGAAAGCAAUGACUUGCUUGCCAAGUGGUUGGAGCAUGGUACGGGAGCGGAGACCGGUAUCUACGACCUGUUGAUCGAUGGUAAGCCCACGUUGCAGGGAGUUGUGAGGGGGAUCCUCUCGAGAUAG